AUGAAGAUCUCACAACUUGCUCUUCUUCUCCUGCCAGUAUGGGCUCUAGCCUACACCGAAGCCGACUACGAUAGCGGCAAGGUCCAUCAGAUGAUCAUGGAUCGCAAACAUGUAUGUUCGCACCAAAGUCUGGAGCAGACUCGGACUAACCAAUGUUCAGNNGCAUCCUGGGAGAAGCACAGAAAGGGAGGUGAAUACAACAGCAAGAAAUGGAAAUCUUUCUUGAAGCACCACAAGGACAAGGACGUCAUCAAAUGCAACCCAAAGGGCCUCGCAGUUGUCGAGCCAGGCAACCCUGCAGAGACUUUCAGAUGCAAGAAUGUGAGUCGCAGCUGGAAAUCCCGAUCUCGAGCACGACUGACAUGGCCAGNNAUUGAUUACUACGACUUCAAAAGCCAUGCUGAUCUUGGUUCGUUCGCUGGAGAAGGUUCUUCUUCUUGGGGAUGGGUUUCUCCUGAUGGUCGCGAAUUCGUUGCUAUCGGGCAGGCAGACGGUACUGCCUUUGCCGAGAUCAACAAGCAUGGCAAACUCGUGUAUCUCGGGCGCCUCCCUCAGCAGUCCGUCUUCUCAGUGUGGAGAGAGAUCCGAUCGUACAAACAUUACAUGGUCAUCGGCUCUGAGGCUCGCAACCAUGGCAUCCAGUUCUUUGACAUGAACAAACUGCUCGAUAUCGAUCCAAGAAACCCGAAGAACUUCAGCAUCACUGCAGAUGUUACUGGACUGUUCACUGACCUUCCUGUCGGUCGUACUCACAAUGUAGUUGUCAACGAGGAACUUGGAUAUGCAGUCUCUGUCGGUGCUCAACCUCGCAACAGUACUUGCCGAGCUGGCCUCAUCUUCAUCGACGUCAGUGAUAUUACCAAGCCUGUUUCUCCUGGCUGCGCGGGUCAAGACGGCUACGUCCACGACGCCGAAUGUCUUGUCUAUCGUGGUCCUGACAAGCGCUACUAUGGUCGCGAUAUUUGCUACGGCUACAACGAAGAUACUCUCACCAUCUAUGAUGUGACUGACAAGACUGGUGUUAACGCUUCGAAGAUCAUUUCUCGCACUCCGUAUGUCGGCGCUACAUACACACAUCAAGGUGCUGUUCUCGACCGCAACUGGCAAGAGUACCUUGUGCUCGAUGACGAACUCGACGAAGAAGAUCGCGUUGGUCCGGCAGCUGAACAAUAUCCUGUGACCUACAUCUUCGACAUUCGCGACCUGGAAAAGCCAGUCAACACAGGUCACUACAAGUCCAAGCAAAAGGCCAUCGAUCACAACCAGUACGUCCAUGAUGGUCUUGUGUUUCAAUCAAACUAUGCUGCCGGUCUUCGUGUGUACGAUGUCAGUGGGAUUCCCGCCGACCCGACUGGUAGUAACGUUGAGGAAGUCGCGUACUUCGACAUCUACCCGGAGGAUGAUGCGACGGAUGGUCUGGUCGACUUUGUGGGCACAUGGAGUCACUACGCUGGGUUCCCUUCUGGCUACAUCAUGGUCAACACGAUUGAGAGAGGUGUUUUCAUCCUGAAGAUGAAUAAGUUUGGCAAGAAGGGUCAUGGCAAGUGGUGGAAUAAGCCACGAAAGGGCUUGUAA
This is a messenger RNA of Aureobasidium musti, 1575 nucleotides long. Lineage: Eukaryota; Fungi; Ascomycota; Dothideomycetes; Dothideales; Saccotheciaceae. The record is from the annotation of a GenBank genome assembly.